UGCCUACGCACACGCAAAUGCACGGUGUUUUGCACUGAAACUACUUAUUAUUUCUACGUUUUGUUUGUCCCACGAAAAGUUAAGUAAUCAGGCUGCAAGCAUGGCCGCCGGCACCACCUCCACAACCACUGCGACUGCCGAAGAUGGGCGGAGUGAAUACACAGAGGAUGGAACUGUGGAUCUUAAAGGAAACCGAGUACUUAGGUCUAAGAGCGGCGGAUGGACUGCCUGUUCCUUCAUUGUUGCGUACGAGAUUUUCGAAAGAAUGGCCUAUUGUGGUAUAUCGGCAAACCUGGUACUGUAUUUAACGCAGAAGUUGCAUCAAGGCACGGUCGUAGCCUCAAAUAAUGUAACAUACUGGAUUGGUACUAUUUGGAUGACUCCUAUAUUGGGUGCAUAUGUUGCUGAUGCUCAUCUUGGCCGUUAUUGGACGUUUUUGAUUGCUUGUGCAAUAUACUUCGUGGGCAUGUGCCUAUUAACACUAGCAGUUUCAGUACCUGGACUAAGACCUCCUCCCUAUAAUGACAUCAAUGAAACAGACUGUCCCAAAGCUACCACACUAGAAUUGGAAGUUUUCUUUACUGCUCUCUACACUUUAGCUAUUGGGACAGGUGGAACAAAGCCUAAUAUCUCGACCAUCGGAGCGGACCAAUUCGAUGAUUUCGACCCAAAGGAGAAAUCCCAAAAACUUUCCUUCUUCAAUUGGUGGAUGUUUAGCAUAUUCUUUGGGAUCCUUUUUGGCAAUACUGUUCUUGUUUACAUUCAGGAUAAUGUGGGUUGGGCCCUGGGAUAUGGUAUUCAAACUGUUGGUCUUGCAAUAGCUAUUACAGUUUUCUUGGUCGGAACUCCCUUCUACCGGCAUAAGAAUCCCAACGGGAGCCCAUUUACGAGAAUGGCCCGUGUUAUAGUAGCUUCUAUUAGGAAAUGGAAGGUAUCCAUUCCUGAAGACCCAAAAGACUUUUAUGAAUUUGAUGUAGAGGAGUACACCAAGAUUGGAAAAUUCAAACUUCAACCCACACCAACCUUAAGGUUUCUAAACAAAGCUUGUGUACAAAUCAACUCAAAGAGUCCAUGGAAGCUAUGCUCAGUCACUGAAGUUGAGGAAACGAAACAAAUGCUGCGAAUGCUACCGAUAUUAAUUACCACAUUCCUUCCAAGUGUUAUGGUUGCUCAAAGCAACACACUGUUCAUCAAGCAAGGCUCCACCCUAGACAAAAGAAUGGGGCAUAUCAAACUUCCCCCUGCCAGUUUAGGUGCAUUUGUGACAAUAGCCAUGCUCGUUUGCAUCAUCCUAUACGAUCAAGUAUUUGUCAAGAUUGUACGAAGGCGGACUAAAAAUCCAAGAGGCAUCACUCUUCUUCAAAGACUCGGGAUUGGUUUUACACUUCAUAUUGUCAUUAUGGUAAUAGCCUCGGUGACCGAAAAGCACCGGCUUAGUGUAGCGCAAAAACACAACCUAGUCGAAAGUGGAGGACAAGUUCCAUUGACCAUAUUUAUUUUGCUUCCCCAGUUUAUACUUAUGGGGGUGGCCGAUGCUUAUUCAGAAGUGGCCAAGAUUGAGUUUUUCUACGAUCAAGCACCAGAGAGCAUGAAAAGUCUGGGAACUUCAUAUUCGAUGACUAGUGUGGGAAUUGGGAACUUCCUCAGCAGUUUUAUUCUUUCAACUGUUUCUCACAUCACUAAGGAGAAUGGUCACAAAGGAUGGAUACAGAAUAACCUUAAUGCCUCUCGACUCGAUCUAUAUUUUGCAUUUCUUGCAGUGCUUAGUUUCUUGAAUAUUAUUGUAUUUUUAAUUGUCUCGAAGUUGUACCGAUACAAGGAUGAAGUCUCCAACUCAAUGGAAGUGCUUAAAGAAGAACUGGGAAGGGCCAAAAAAGAAUCUACGAGAGAAAGAAUGUACAAAGCAAUCAAAAGAUGAUCUGAGGUAUGCCAUUGUACUUUGUUUUCUGGCAACUAAGGUAUUGUAAUUCUAAAACAUUACCUAAUAUGCUUCUAAUUUAUCAAAGGUUGUCGAAACUCACUUGAAGCUGAAGAAAUUCCAUAAUAAUUUGAUUGA
Olea europaea var. sylvestris is the source of this 2056-nucleotide messenger RNA. RefSeq names its product protein NRT1/ PTR FAMILY 5.2-like. Bases 101 to 1918 code for a protein of 605 amino acids. The record is from RefSeq and is a predicted model, not a curated record. Gene Ontology annotation, molecular function: tripeptide transmembrane transporter activity; dipeptide transmembrane transporter activity. Gene Ontology annotation, biological process: transmembrane transport; dipeptide transport. Lineage: Eukaryota; Viridiplantae; Streptophyta; Magnoliopsida; Lamiales; Oleaceae. The transcript is spliced from 4 exons. Gene Ontology annotation, cellular component: membrane.